Rhineura floridana is the source of this 2670-nucleotide messenger RNA. RefSeq names its product selenocysteine lyase (gene SCLY). NCBI's taxonomy places the organism in Eukaryota, Metazoa, Chordata, Lepidosauria, Squamata, Rhineuridae. The transcript is spliced from 14 exons. Bases 312 to 1652 code for a protein of 446 amino acids. The record is from RefSeq and is a predicted model, not a curated record.
AAGUUUGCAUAAAAAUAGUCUCACAGGCUGCAGCCCAUUUAUUGAAACAUUGUGCGUGCUUGUUGUCUGAUCUGGCUAAGACGUGCUGAGAACAAUUCUCCAUUUUGUUUAGUAGAAGUUCAACAGUAAUACUUCCUACGAUAAAUAAAAUGAAAUGAGCUACUUUUGUUAUUCAUACAAAUUAAUUUCUAAUAUUAGUAUGGUGCUAUCCGUGUUCAGAAUGGUUUUCACAAAAAGCAUCUUUGGAGGUAAAUCUACAGAAUGAGAAUGCAAUAUUCAUGAAGACUCAGCAGAAAGUAGGUUGGUGAAGAAUGGAAGAGAACCAAAUGCAGAAGGUAUUAAUGAACCAAGGAAAAGGGAACAGUGAGAAAAUCUGCUGUGAUGGAGAAGAGAACAACUCAUCAGACAGGAAGAUAUACCUAGAUUACAAUGCAACCACCCCUCUGGCACCAGACGUGAUUCAGACAGUUAUAGAAGCCAUGCAUGACACAUGGGGUAAUCCAAGCAGCUCUUACACAGAAGGUCAAAGGGCUAAAAGGAUUAUAGACAAAGCCCGUAAAAGUCUGGCUAGAAUGGUAGGAGGACAAUUCCAGGACAUCAUCUUCACUUCUGGAGGAACAGAGGCAAACAACUUGGUGAUCCACACUGCAGUGAAGCAUUUUAAGGAAAGCAACCAGCAAAGAUCUGAUAGACCAGGAGAAGAUCAACUGAAGACUCUGUGGACACGUCCACAUUUAAUUACAUCUUGCAUUGAACAUGACUCAGUCCGUCUCCCUGUGGAGCACCUCGUGAAAGAACAUGAGGCUGAAGCCACUUUUGUCCCAGUGUCCAAAGUGACUGGACAAGUGGAAGUGGAUGACAUUGUUGCAGCAAUCCGUCCAGCUACCUGUCUGGUUUCCAUUAUGCUGGCCAAUAAUGAGACAGGGGUCAUCAUGCCCAUCUCAGAACUCAGUCAACAGAUUCAAGCUCUAAAUCAGAAGAGAAUAGCAUCUGGUCUGCCACAGAUCUUGGUACACACAGAUGCAGCACAGAUGAUUGGGAAGGGCCGAGUGGAUGUGCAGGAUCUGGGAGUGGACUACCUCACUAUUGUGGGGCACAAGUUUUAUGCCCCACGUAUUGGAGCGCUGUAUGUGCGAGGGCCUGGUGUCACCACUCCUCUCUAUCCCUUGCUGUUUGGAGGUGGGCAGGAACAGAACUUCCGUCCUGGGACUGAGAAUACUCCAAUGAUUGCUGGCCUUGGCAAGGCAGCAGAGCUGGUGAACAGGCACUGUGAGAUUUAUGAAGCUCAUAUGCAGAAGAUCCGGGAUCACCUGGAAGAGAGUCUUGAAGCUGCGUUUGGAGAACAAGGAGUCCAUUUUAAUUGUCGACUGAAAGGCUCUAGGAGACUGUGCAAUACCUGUAAUUUUUCUGUUUUGGGCUCAGGAUUGAAAGGUCAUCUGGUGCUGUCUCACUGUAGGAUUUUGCUUGCCAGUGUUGGUGCUGCAUGCCACUCUGAGAAGGGUGACCAGCCAUCCUCUAUCUUGCUUAGCUGCGGAAUUCCUUACAAUGUGGCGCAGAAUGCCUUACGUCUCAGCGUGGGGCGUGAUACUAGCAAGGAAGAUGUGGACCUGAUUGUGGAAGAUCUGAAGCAGGCUGUGGCUCAGCUACAAUAGGCCAGAUUCUCACAGUCACCCAAUGAGGGGUUUUGCACACCAGAAUCAGGAGCUUAUCCAGCCCUGAGUUUCUAUUGCUCUAGUUGCUACUCAUGACACACCAGAAACAAUUUUCCACAAGCAUUUUGUGCAUUGGAAGCUAUUAGCUCUAGUCCCACAAGAAGAGGAUAGACUCUACACAACCCAGGGAGACAGGAAUCAUCACAUUUCCUUGGACAGACUGUCCUCAAAUGGAAGGGUAUUAUCUUUUCCCUGUCAAAAGAGUUCAGGGAAGUUCUGAAAAAUAGGAAUGUUGCCUAGCACCCUGUUUCACAGUAGGUGAUCCCUAAUGCUUCAGAGGAUUUAUCACAUCAGUAGGAACAAAUGUUUUAAUUUUUAACUAGUCAACUUCUUUUCUUGUGUUCCUGGGACCUAGACUGAUUCCUGGCACCUAGACUGAGGCAGAUCUGCAUCAGCUCCCUUAGCUUCUGUGGAGAAUGACUCACUGACACUAAUUGAUGGGAAAGGACUGAUUAAAGGAAUCUUGCUGAAAUGAGGAGGAUUGCCAGGCAUAUUGGGGAGAUGUGAGCUCCCCCAAGAGAGGAGAUAAUGUCAGUCUAGAAAUUUUUAUAUACUUUAUGUAUGUAUUUCUUGAAAGCUUUUGAGUUUCAGAACCAUGGUGGAAGGGUUUCAAAGACGACAAUUAAGUAGGACCCGGGAUAGGCUCACGUCUAUUUCAACUUCUUUUGCUACAGCCAGUCCAGUUAAUGUUUCUAACAGGAAUGAGGUGAAGAGAUCAUGACUGGUUUCCUGGUUCUGUUGCUGUUUUAAUGGGAAAUAAUCCAUCACAAGCCAUUUGCCAACUUUUCAACAUGUUAAUCUUGUUUGUUUGUUUGUAGCCUGCGCUUUUCUGUAGGGCCGAGGUGGGUAAUAUUGUAAAAGCAGAUAUACACUUACAAUCUAAAAUACUUGAAAAUGUGCUAAAUUAAAAAUAAGCCUGUAUCAGUGCCAACCUGAAUUUAAAAAAGUUUUGCUAUGA